AUGGAUAACCUGGUUUGUUUAAAGUUAUUAAGAUCCAGAAAAAGGUGCAACCGAAAUGAGAUACAUAGUAUUCUGCCUAACCAAUGUAACGACAUAGUAGCUCUGCUUUUCUUCAAAAGGAGAAGUAACUCUGAAGAUAAAGGCCUUAAUUUGUGCUUCAAUUUUUUCAACAGUCGUAAUAGUGCCCAUUUUUUCCUAAACAGUGAUACGCUAAACUGCAUCUGGAUAUGUUGCGACAAGGACACUUUUACAAAAGGGAAAAGUAUAUCGCAACAAUCUGCCGUUUUGAAUUUCUACAAUUUUGCACAUGUCAAUAAAAUAAAUGCUCACCUUGAAAAUCGAGAAAUAAUAAUUCAAGGUAACACUCUUCAGCUCGAUAUUUAUAAAAAGGCACACACGCAUGGAAAGACAAGUGAAAGGAAUAAGCUGUACAAUUUUUAUAUUUCCUACGAUAGGCUCUUUCGCUUUGUCGUUUCUCUGAAUAAAAAACUCUCCUUUUUGGACUCGUUCAAUGAAAAAUUUGUGAAAAUAAUUCCAAAGGGGGAAAGCUCCUUCUUCAUCGUGCUGAACGACAUCGUCUGUAUUAAGCUGAUAGCGAAAGGACUAAGCUUAAAAGUGACAAAAGUAUCAAGCUUGCAAAACAUUUUGACGAAUGUACGUGGUUAUAUUUACUUCCAGAAGUGUGUUUAUAGAAAAGACCAACUAUUCAUUUUAACACUGACGGCUCAGCAAUUUUUGCUCAUAUUUAAUGGAGGGGAAACGGCCCACUUGGCAAUAAAUAUAAAUAAACACUUGAGAACCCUUUUCACCGACUUCGAAGUUAGUCAUGAUCUGUCGCACGCAUUGUUGGUUGACUUGCGCAACCAGCUUUGGUCCUUUGAUUUAGAAAUGUAAAUGUAUUCGUUACAUACAAGGGAGGAGACAUUCAAAUAUGUAGAAAUUUGCCAAAAUGGGGAUGACGAAAAGGAGUUCCACUCAGAACAAAAGGAAUUCAUCCAUUUUGAGCAAAGUAAAAGAAAAAUAAAGUUCAAUUUUGAAUCGUAUUUUCCAGACUCCUUCAAAUUGAGACAAAAAUGGAUUUACGUAAAUGCAACGUGCAGGAGAGAAAAGGAUAACAAUGUUAUUAGCAUAUGGAAUUAUAAAAAUUUGGAGAACUCCAAAUAUGCUUACAUAAUUGGCGAAAUAAAAAAUCGGUGUGGAGAAAAAUGGAAUUUCUACCAACCUGUAAAUCAAGUAGAACCAUUUGAGGAGAAUGGGAAGAACAACCAUCGGGAAAGUUACACCAGAAUGUUAUAUUUCUACGAAUGGGAGAAAAGACCCACCUAUUACAUAAAUUUUUUAAAUCAUUUUAGUGAAUAUGACGCAUGCUCCCAUGAGGAUAUAGGGAACAAUGUUGCAAACGACUGGGGAUAUGAACGUUUGGAAACUAAUAGCGAAGAGUCGAUAGGAUCUUAUGGCAUAAAGAUGGAUUAUCACCUUGAGAAGAAGUAUAGUAUUCACCAGAAUGAGGAAAUGUAUCGAAACGUUGCUAGUCGGAGAGGUGGAGGAGUCAACAAAGUGGGAGAGAUAUACACGAAAUCAGCGGAUCCCAAUUUAGAGCAAUGCAUAAAAAGACUUAAUCAGGUACUCCCAAAAUAUAUACAGCACAUCCACGUGUACGAUCACUUUACUGAUGUAAAAAAUUUAUUCCUCAUUAAGCGAUUUCUAAAAUGGAAUAAUAAACGUGGGGAUAAUUUACAGAAGGCGAAAAGUAAAAAUUCCCUGUAUGGUAAAAAAGUGAGUAGCGUAAAGUUACAUUUAUGUAGGAAAUACUUUUUUGUUGAAUAUGUACACCGUCCAGUGGAGGAAGAGGAAGGAGGACAAUCUGAGCGAUACUUAACUGUUCUCAAAAGGGAGGGUAGACAGAUUGAGUUCCUCUCCACACUGAAGAAUUACAACUAUUUCUACCUGAAGAACAAAUGGCAUGCUCUGAUCCACGUUGAUGAUGUGCUAUGCAAAGUGUUAUUCAAAAAUUACAUGCACGCUCUGUUCAGCAUCAGUUCAUACAACAAGAGGGGACAGACAGAGGGAAUUCUAAAAAUGAAUAAUAUCAAAAGGCAUUACCACUACUUUGUCAUGUUAUACAACGGAUUCUUAAAUAAAGACAUGAAUUUAAUUAGAAAAACGUUGAGAAUACUUUCCUUCAAAGAAACGGUACUCCUAUGCAGAAUGUUAUUUCACUACAUUUGGAGUAAGAAAUAAAUGAGCAGUUUUAUGAGCAUUGUAAAGCACAAGAGGGAGUGCAUACAGAUAUACAUGGCAAUGUCUCUGAGAAAAAUCUCCGACAUAGUUGAUGUGAUUGGAAAGAAGUACCUCUGUUUUCAGGAGAGCAACGAAUUUGAAAGAUCGAAGAUGCAAAAUGGGUUUGGGUCAAAUGGUAAGGGCAUACAAAAUGGGGGUACCUCUGCCCUAUAUAAUAAUAAAAAGAAGAAGAAAAUAAUCAAAAUGAAUAUUACACUUUCGAAAGGUAGACAGACGCAAGGGGGCAAUUUAAAGGACUGCUUCGAAAUGAUAAACCAGAAAAAUGGAACCUCCCUCAUUCCUCAGAGCCGUUCCCCCAAAGGUGGAACCUUCGCAGAUGGCCAUUUCGCUCACUCCACUUCGAAGAAAGAAACGCAGGGGAAAGCAGAACUGAAGAGUCCCGCACAAGAGGGGAAUAAGCCAUCCAGGUGCACAAACCUCAAGUCAGAUAUAUCGCCUUACGGGAAAAGAACCAAACCUGUCACGGAUGGCAGCAGCAGCAGGAGAAACAUCCACAGCAACGACAACAACAAAUAUAUAAAAAUAUUUCUCAUAUACUACUUUGAAAAACUGUGCUUUCGCGAUAACUACAAUUUAUUUUUGAAUAAAAAGUACAGCAUCGAAAUGUGCUCGCUGACUUUACACUUUAUCAUCUCAUUUAUAGACCACUUUGUAAAGAAAAAACGAUCAAGGGGGAACAACUCCAGAAAAAAGAACAAUGCAAUUUUUCUUGAACUUAAUAAAUAUAUAUACUUUGCUAAACUUUUGAUGAAUGUACUUCUAAGCAAUUCUGAAACGAGAGUAGAACAGACCAGCAGAAGAAAUGUGAGCCGGGGAAAUGUCUGGGAAGAUAUGAAAUCUUUUCAAAAUUUGAAUGGCAGAUUGCACGAACCAAAUUUUUUCAGUUCCAUCUACCUUAGUGUGUACAAUAUGUAUGAUUCGAUAGCGCAAAUAUUGUACGUAAAAAAAUCGGCCUCCGACAAGAUAGGUAAGCUCCUUCAAGGAGAUAACACUCUGGACAAUGCUAGCAGUAGAGGUGAACAAAAUGGACACGUCAAUGGGGCAGCAGAGGGUGAGACUACUCCUCAGCUGAAAAGUAAAGGUGAUAAAAAAAGUAGCAAGUGGAAUAAUGGAGUGUCGCUACCCCCUGACGAGUCGUUUCGCAUCUCUAAUGGGGGAACUUCCCAAAUGGUGGGGAAACCAAGCACAAUUUGUGAGGAAGGAGGAAUCACAAAGGGUAGAAGCGUAAAAAUGAGUGACCCCUCUAAUUCUGACCGUUCGAAGCUAAUUAUAAGGGGAAGCAAUCUUGGGGUUCGCGAAACUGGUCAGGGGUCGUACAUCGCAUCAAAUAAUAAAAUGGACAAUGCUCAAAACAUCAGGAAUCUCGUUUUUUAUCUGUGCUACUGCUUUAUCGUCAAUACGAAGAGGAAAAAGAAAGCGCUUCCAUACUUUUAUAUGAAAGACGUUCUAUACAGAGAGGUCGCUACCUCGAAUAAGUUACUUUGUGCCGAGCGCCCCUUCGAUAGCGUCAUUUACGACAUACUCAAAAGCAACGAUUUGAGUACAGUUAUUUAUUACAUUUACAUGAAGAAGUAUGAAUUCUUUUUGAAUUUCCUGCUCUUAUAUUUUAACUACAACCUGCUGCACAAUUUUUUGCAAAGCAAUCGAGACGACUUUGUGAGGACCUUCGUCUAUGGCGUUGCUCGGGGGGGUGCGAACAGCGGGGGAAAUGAGGCCAAUUCGAAGGACGUUCCCCAGGGGGAGAAGAAGCCUACCAGGGAUAUGACGACGAAGCAGGCAACGGAGCAGGCGACGAAGCAGGCGACGAAGCAGGCGACGAAGCAGGCGACGAAGCAGACGACGAAGCAGACGACGAAGCAGACGACGAAGCUGAAGAUAAAGAUAAAGGUAAAGACAAACGAACAGACUAAGGAACGCAAGGGAGAAUAUAACGCACUUUUCAACAAACUCCUAAGUGCUAUUAUAAACGAUUCUGGAAUUACAAUUAACAGGGGAGAGACGCACAACUGUAGCCCCUUUAUUGAUUAUUUAUUCAAGGCCGAGGGGGGCAACGCUUCACUAAUUGGCAAAGAAAAUGAAAGGCUGAUUAUUCGCAAAAGUGGGGUUGCUUCCGGGGAAAUUGCUACCUCGUGGAACUCCACCAAUGGGAUAGCGAACGGGGGGUACGAGCCGAAUGGAGAAAUUGGCUGCACAGAUAAAUGCUCAGUAGUUAAGGGAAACCACAACAGGGAUGAAGUGCAAAGGGGUAAAAUGAACUGCCCCUAUGAUAGCCCUGGAAUGAACUCCACCCGCAACCGUGUCAUUGAAGAACUCUCGAUGUACUCCCCUCAUAAAAUGAAAUUCGAAGAAAGGAAGAACACAUUGAAGAACACCAUAUUGAAGAUAUACAAGAUGUACGACACUCUGAAUGAUAGCUUCACAAAAUUAAAAAACGAAAUUCAAGUGAAAAAUAUAAACACAUUUUUGCAUUUUCAAAAUGAUAUAAAAAGAAUUUUAAAGAAGAACCUAGUAAGUGUAAUCAUGGAGGUAUACAAAUUAGUGAUGGAAGAUAAAGAGGAAUGUAAUUCGCAUUUUAAGGGGAACGUAAUGAAUCACUUGGUCAGUAAUGCGAAGAUCCCAUUUUGCUUUAUCCAUUUGAACCCCCACAAAAUGGUGAUAAACUACUAUGGAAUUAUCAUAUAUAGACUCCUAUGCAACAAUAUAGACACAUACCUGAACGUGUGUGUACGCAUAUUAAAAGUACUAUGUGUAGAUGUGUUGAAAUUUUUAAAAAAAAUUGCCCUAAAUACUUUGAAGAAAUAUAUAAGAAAUAAAUUGCUCCUAUUUUUGCGUAAGAAUGGCUGCACAUUUAGUGUAGCGGAUAAGAGGGCCAUCAAAUUUGUGGCUAUUCUGGAACUCUUUUACAGAAAUAGCUCCUACGUAGCUGAGUAUAACAAUGCAUACACAGAUUAUAUGUUGAAGAGAAAUGUUUUUAAUCUUUAUCACAGUGCAGCCUUUUUAGGUGCACUGAAGAAGAAACUGCACCAUAGUAGCCACAACUACGUUCAUGAGAGAAUAUACAAAGAGAAAAGCCCCUUGAGGGUUCUUACUCUCCUUAACAUGUUCGAUGCGUCUAACAUAGGAAACACCCAGUUUGUCAACCAUUUUGACCACGCCUCGCAUCUGUAUGUGCCGUUCGUUAUUCAGAAUUUUUUCAACACGUACUACGUGCAGGGUGGGAGAGAAAUGCGGGGGGAGGAAGCCAUGGGGAGGAAAAAAAGGGACAAAAUGAGGGACAAAAAAUGGGACAAAAUGAAGGACAACAAAAGGGAAAGAAACAAGGCGCAUUCGCAAGGUGCAAAAACCAUAAUAAGCCAUUCUUCACUUAACUGGAUAAAUACCAAACGGAGGGACACGAGGAAAUGUCACCUAGUCCGGAUGAAAAGGGGUUACUUGAUCAAAAUCGGGCACAAUGGGAGAAUGAACAACAAAUUGCGCCACACACGCAGGGACCAAGUGGCUAUACGUCGGAGCAAUAAAAGGGGACCACCCAUUUGGGGAAGAAAAAAAAAAUUAAAUAUGCACACAAAUGAGUACAUCAAAAUAUAUGAACCGCGUCACACGACAGAUUUGUUCUUCGAAAAUUUAGAAGGAUUACCCCUCGAAGGAAGCAAACAAAUGAUUGAUAUUAUGUCCCAUUUGGGGGGAACAGAUAGGGAUGAUAUCACCCCCGAGUGGAAUCUCCCCUCUGGUGGGCAGAAUGAGAAAAGCACAAAAAUUGCAGCAAAUGAUGAAGUACAAUUUAAUUCUACAAUGGUGAAUGCUGCCAGAAGUGAAUCCAAGAAGAACCCCAGCUGGGAAGAGAAACACUCUAGCAAAAUUUCGUGUUGUUAUUACACAAGCAGAAGGGGGAAUAACAACGUUGUGACAUUCAACAUGGCGAAAAAUUGGAUGAAAUUGAAAGGGGAGGAAGUAGACGACUUGACAAUUAUCAGUUACAAAAAUUUCAGCAGCAAUGUAAUUAGCGAAAGGAGUAAUCUGCUCUUGAGGGAAAAAGAUUCGUACAGGAGUUGCCAAAAAAAAGGAAAAGGAUAUUAUUUCAAUUUUGACAACUACGACAACGAGUGUUACUGCUUCUGUUGUGUCGGCACUCAGGUAAAAAGAGGAGAAGAGAAAGGUAAAAAAGAAGGCGGCCAAAUGAUUCAGGCUGAUUAUAACUAUAGCAAUGUCGACUCUGUUGAUGAUUUUGUAGUGCACAAUAAUCAGACCAUCGAAACCAUCUCAGAAAUUGCCCACAAAGACAGAAUUGCUGCUAAUGAGAGAAAUCUGAAAAGCGUUUACGUAAAUGAUACGUUUGUAAUUGAGCAGAGGGAGAAGGCACCCCCCGAGGACAUGCUCAUAAAAAGGAACAAAUCGGGGGAGAAUAUCCCUCAUGCACUUGUGAAACUUGAAGAGGAGGGUGAAAAAUCAUCCGGGACAUUAGCACAAUUUGAAAAAAUUCACAAAGGGAAACACCUCAUUGGAAAAAGUUCUUACCGAUUAACCCCGUGCGAUUUCCGUAGUGGUGGUUCCUAUCUGUGCUGCUCCAUAGACAUGUUAAAAACCGUAAACAGAAAUAUCAUGAUUAGAAUUAUUCUACAAAAUAGGGGCAUGAACUUUUUGUACUUCCUUAUGAAAUAUUUUGCCAAGAAGGGGACCCAAAAAUGGUUUUCACAACGUGGGAUUUACUCCCUCGAGGGGGAUCUUACCAGGGUGAGAAGCGAAACAGGGGGAAACAUCCACCAUUUGAAGCGCUCCAAAAGGGGGAGAACUUUGUUGUCGUUUUCACCUCUACAAGGGGAAACACUCACCGAUCAUCGGGUUGUCCUUAAAGAUGCACAUGCCAAACUGGAAGCGAAUAAAGAAGGGCGCGUCGGAGGCGAGCAGCACCUUCUGGAAGACAACCCCAUUUACAAACGCGUACUUUUAAAAAACAAACGUGGGGAAAAAAACAAAAUAAAGGCAAAAAAUUUAUUCUAUGAAUUAAUCAAACUUAUCAACAUAAAGUCGUACAACUCUCGUUUUUUUUUGCACAUCCUGGAGUACUACGCAGAUAACAGUGACUUUUCUGCUCUGUUCACCCUUCUGCAAACGUUAAAAUAUUUUAGCGAUAAUUUUUGCCAAACGGUUCACAAGUCGGCUGAGUUUAACUUUUACGAAAGGGUUAAAAUUGGGAAGAGCAUCCAUCAGGUGGGAAGCAAACGGGGUGAAGAGCGAAGACAUCACUUGGGGGUACAGUGCAAACUUGCGGAAGAGUCCCAAAGAAGGAGUGGUCAACACUUGGACGAAUAUGAAAAAAGUUUUUUAAAAAUAAUAAGUUACAUUCAAAAUGAGUUCCGAAAUGAGUGCACACCUUACAUUUACAAUUUUGUCGAGUCAGUACUGGAGGCACAUGGGAUUUUCCUCUUAAAUUUUGACUCAUUGUAUAACGUAAAAAUUUUGCACCACUCCCCUGGCAGUGAAAGCAUCCCUGGUGUGGCACCAAAUGGGGAAUCCGUAAAAAGGAAUGUCUUAAAUGAAUUUCCUAAGAUGCAGAGCGACGUAAAAUGCCACCUUUUUCGUGCUAGUCGCUCCAAAAGGUGCGCUCACAACGCACACAUUUGCUACUCCAUGAUGGUGAAACUGAGCAGGAAUUUACUAUGCUUGAAUUAUUUAUCAUACGAAAAUGUUAGAAGAAAAAAUGACAUAGAUAACUCUGUUGGAAAGGACAACAGCCUCAUGCAGUACAGGCAAAAGUAUCUAACUUCCAACCGGGUGAACAAACUCCACAAGUACAUUUUAACCUACCUGCUGGGAAAUCAAAGCUACACAGGAAUAUACUUCUUCGUGUUGAUGAACAGCAAGCUAUUUCGAUCUCCACAGAAUUGCAACUAUUUAGUAAAGGAGCUUUACAAAAGAGAACACCGUUUUUGCUUCUUUAGCAGAUCCUCCGAGUCACAUCUGCGUUAUUUACCCUGCUACAUAUAUUCCCAGUUGCGCAACAAUUUGUUAGCUCUGUCUUUGUACAAUUUGGCGGACAUAUUUUUGUACGACUGGGAGGAGUUUUCCGCAAAGGGUGAGCCUGUCAAAGUGGGAAAUGUACACAAAAGCAGUGAAAAAAAAGGAGCCCAGUGCAUCCAAUUUAGGGCCGCUAAUGAAGGGUCUAUGCCACGAAGGGUGCCCACCGACCAGCUUCACCGCGAUGAGACAGUUCACCACGACGAGGCGCUAUUCCACGCGCAAGAGGGGAGAGACCCGCCAAUCUGCCCGCGUAGAGAUGCCCCUUACAACGUGAACAAAGUAGCAAAUGGGCACAUGUCAGUAGAAGCACUGAGGAAAUCACAUCACGACGAUACGGAAGGAGCGAACUCCAUUGUGAACUCCCUUUUGAGAAGAGACAAAGAUGGUAUUCCCUUCAUGUCCCUUCACGUGCUAUGCUUUUUAAAUUUUAAGUUAUUUCUUUGCAUCUUCAUGUUUAGCAAUGUGGACAUCUUUGACUUGAAAAAAAAUAAAGAAAAUAGUCCCACUUAUGUAAACAUAUAUUUUUUUAAAAAAUUAACGAAGAAGUUUAUGCCCUCUGUGUAUGAAGCGUACUUUGGAAGCAAAACUCUUUUGAAGGCCAAAUUUAAAAUCAAGCUGGAAGAAGAAAAGGGCCCAAACAAGGACUUGUUCAAGUUGGCCAUCCGAAAUUUAGAGAAAUAUGCGGAGAAUUACCUCAAAGUGGGGAAGCAAGGGAGUGCACUUCAGCAGGGGGGCUCACACAACAAAACAGGGAAAGGCUCUCACAGCCUAUGCUUCGAAAACAUCCCAAUAGUCAACAAACUGUGCACUUCUCGCUGGAACUGCACGGAUAAGAAGUCCAAUUUGGUAGAGGCCAUCUCGAAGAUGAAAAAACGCACAUGUUCUAAAAAAAAAAUCCAUCAUUCUGUGAUGCAGUUCGAACACUAUUAUGAUUUUUUCACCUAUAACAAAGACUUGUCAUUAAAGCAAUUGUUGCAACAAACGGUGGACGAAACGUUCUUUAAAACCCACUUUUCCCCCUUUUCCAUUUUUAAAAAUAUUUUUAUAAGUGAAAAAGAUGACCCGUCAUUGGAACGUAUCGAUAAGGCUGCUUCGAAGGGGAGGGAGAUAAAAGAGAACCUUGACGGAAAAUUACAUUCAAAAAAGAAGCAGCGCCUCGAGGCGUAUCGCUUAUUUUGUAGUGACUCCCUCGCUGAAAAUAAAACGUUGAGGGAUAUGUACAACUAUAGGACAUUUUUUUCGGACGUGAGGAGGGGCCAAAAGACAGACCAUUACGCGAGUUAUCUGGCAAAAAUUAGGGGUGGUGAACUAAAAAGGGGGGAAUUAAACGACGCAAUGAGGAAAUCUACCUUUUGUUAUAGACAGGGCAAAUGUUACUAUGAUGGUACACCUGAGGAUACCCCGCAACAUGGCCAGAAUAGAUGCAGCCCGAUCAGCAAAAACCGCUUCUAUUUUUUAAAACAUUUUGAUGUGAAGCAUUUCCUGAUCUCGUGCCAGCCAUUGGUAGCAUACCACAUACUGAUCAUUAACCACGUCCAAUACAGACACAAAAGGGAAGGAGACCUAUCAAAAUAUCUAUAUAUAAAUAACUUCGACACGAAAGCGUGUAACGAUUAUCUUUUAAGUAGCAAGGUUCAUUUACCCCUAAAUUUAGCACAAGGUCUAAAGAAUGUUAUUAGCGACUUAUGUUUGCAGCUGAGUAUAUUCUACUUUAACAACAACGAUGUUCUGUGUUCCGUGUUAUGCUUCCUACAUCUGUGUAAUGUCAAUAUUGAAAAAGUGAAAAUGUACAUCCUUUCCAUGAAGAGUAUAUAUUAUUACUUUAAAAAGAAUUAUAAGAGGAGGGCCUUCUUUGACAAGUGGGUAAAGAACUGUGUGGACUUUCUCAAAAUGGAUAAAUACACCCUUGAUGAUUUUUGCAAACAGAGGAAGAAUAUAUUUUACGAAAGUUUUAACCUCACAGGUAUCAAUUAUUAUGACUUGUUUGAAAAAAGCUUUAUCGAAUUGAUUGUCAUUAAACUGUUUUUAGAUCUAUUCAAGGAGGGGGUACAAACUGAUUUGGACGCUGCUCCCCUGAAAAGGGAAAACAAAUGGGUCACGCAAAAUAGUGUCAGCACCAGUGAGACGUUGGGUAUUCCACGUAAGAAAGACGAAGAAGGGGGAACAACUGUGGAAGUGCCCAGAGGGGAUAAGUACACAUAUAUAGAAACGCGUACGAACAUGCGCGAUGAAAGGGGUAUAUGCGACUUGUCCGUUUUGCAUACAGCGGACACAGAUAAGUUACUCCCCCGUGGGGGGAAUGAACCUAGGGGGAGAAGUAUCAACAGAACGAAUCAGAGCAUAGCCAUUCCCGAUGAAGAUCAGAUAUCCCUGAGAGGAAACAUGAAUGAACAUCUUUUGGAGGAGAUCCAACCGGGAAAGCAACGCAACAGUGCAGGGGUAGGGGCAGAUUACUACACAACCAAGCCGGAGUCUAAAAAGAUGUUCAUCCUUAUUCUGCUAGAAAAGUCCAUACAGUAUAGAAUAAGGGACAAGAAGAGGAAAAAAAAAAAAAAAAUACUUUAA
This is a messenger RNA of Plasmodium cynomolgi strain B, 10884 nucleotides long. RefSeq lists its product as hypothetical. Bases 2242 to 10884 code for a protein of 2880 amino acids. The transcript has 12 exons. The record is from RefSeq and is a predicted model, not a curated record. NCBI's taxonomy places the organism in Eukaryota, Apicomplexa, Aconoidasida, Haemosporida, Plasmodiidae.